AUGUCUACAGCAGUUAGUGCAUUCCGUUGGCUUGAUAUUCUUGAAAAAGAAUUUGAUAAAUCAUUUGUCGAUCUUGACUUAUUACUUGGUGAUAUUGAUCAAGAUCAAUCGGAUAUAACUGAUGAAGGUCGAGCUAAAAUGACUGUAUUGAGUUCAUGUUUCGCUCAACUAGCACAUAAAGCACAAACUAUUUCACAAACUAAUGCUAAAUUAGAAGCCCAAUUAAUUGAUAUUCGGACAGAACUGAUAGAUGCUAAAGCUGAUCGACAAGCAUUAGAACAACAGUCGAAAGAUAUAAUGCUUCAAUUGCAUGCCAUACAAUUAGAAUGUCAAACGUUAAAAAAUCCAAGUGAAAUUGAAGGUGCUGAUACAAUAAGAAAAAAAUUGGAAGAACAAAUAUCUAAGCAGCGAGAAGAAUUCAAACAAAAUGUCACAGCUGAAAUAAAAGCACAAGAAUUCGAAAAAGAAAACACUUCACUAAAAGCACAAAUUGUUAAUCUUCAAUCUGAAAUAUAUGGUUCGCGUUUAGCUGCAAAAUAUCUUGAUAAAGAAUUAGCUGGAAGAAUCCAACAAAUCCAAUUACUUGGCCGUGAUUUACGGGGAGCUGAUCAUGAAAAUUUAUGGAAUCAACUUGAAGCUGAAAUACAUUUACAUCGUCAUAAAACUGUUAUACGUGCAUGUCGUGGGCGAGAUAAAGUUAAUAAACCUUCAACGGUACCACCAGGACAUGAUUUUAAUACUUUGAAAAAAAGUCAUGGCGUAGGAGAAAUUCGCACCAUUGAACUUCAUAAAGAUGCUAAAGAAGCAUUGGGAAUAUCCAUAACAGGUGGUAAAGAACAUGGUCUACCUAUUCUGAUCUCGGAAAUUCAUGACGAUGGUCCAGCAUGGCGUUGUGGAAAACUCUACGUAGGAGAUUCAAUAUUAGCUGUGAAUAAACAAGAUUUACGUGAUGUGAAUCACAGAGAAGCUGUUCAAAUCUUAUCAUCUGUUAAAGGAGAUAUAACAUUGACCGUUGUUUUUGUUGCACCAGAUGAUAGCGACGAUGAAGAUCUAUCAAAUUGUGAUCCUGAAAAUCAUUUAAAAUAUAAAUUUAUUAGCGAAGAAACUGGAAAUAAUCAUCGUAUUGAACCGAAACGUUCUUCAUCAAGUGACAUUGAGUCAAUUCAGCGUAUUAAAGAGCUAUCUGUAUCGAAUGGAAAUCAAAGAAAACAUAUUUUGGAGCAAAUAGAUGGAGCUGAUACAGUCAGUAUUGAUAGUUAUCCAAGAGAUAGCCCAUCAGUGAUCGACAGAUAUCUUAAACAUACACAACAAUAUUUACCAGUUAAACGUACCGACUCCAAAGAGUGA
Molecule: messenger RNA, 1347 nt
Organism: Rotaria socialis
Lineage: Eukaryota; Metazoa; Rotifera; Eurotatoria; Philodinida; Philodinidae
Source: the annotation of a GenBank genome assembly